Messenger RNA from Labeo rohita (rohu), 1320 nucleotides. RefSeq names its product coiled-coil domain containing 127a (gene ccdc127a). The transcript has 3 exons. The coding region runs from base 72 to 881 and encodes 269 amino acids. The record is from RefSeq and is a predicted model, not a curated record. Lineage: Eukaryota; Metazoa; Chordata; Actinopteri; Cypriniformes; Cyprinidae.
AUGGAAUUGCAUAAUCGUCCAAGCUGUUUGGAAGGAUCUAAUGCAGAAGACUUUAGAUCAAAGGUUUCUCCAUGAACAACCUGAACGAUCCUCCUAGAUGGAAUAUUAGACCAGAGCCCGCUGGAGGAGAUGACGGGGGCCGAUGGAAUUAUGCCCUGCUGGUGCCCAUGAUCGGGCUGGCAGCAUUUCGUUGGAUAUGGACUCGAGAAUCACAGAGCCAGAUCCAAAAUGUGAAGAACAAGUACGACAGGGACAUGGCAGCCAUUACCAGAGACCUUGAGCUGAAGUACAGGGACACGCUGACGGAAAACCGGCGGACGGCAGCGCACCUGGAGGUGGAGCUUGAGAAGGAACGCCAACGCGUGCAGGGCUACAAGAAAGCCCUGAUAUCUCAGAGUCAGCAGCUUAUGGAGGAACGUAAGCAACUUCAGCAGGAACGGCAGGAUCUGGAGGAAGAGAAAAACCGCCUGAUGCAGUCUGGAGUGGCUGGGGUGGCGCUGCGGAAAGCCCUGCAGCGAGAGGAAGACUGGCAGCGCAGGGCUCAGGCUCUGCUACAGGAAUUGGAGGUGAAGCUGGUGGAGAGGCAGGAGGCUUUCUGCAGCAUCCUGAUGCCAAGGGAACAUCGUCUGGAGAUGGAGAAGAACCUGCUGCUGAAGGUGGCUAAAGAUCCGACGGGUGCUGAGCUGAACCUAGAGGAAGAUCUCAGGGACAUUUUUAAGAAUGACAGACACUGUGCAGAUUUACUGAACAUGGAUAAACGCAGAAAUGGGAAUCUGAUGUGGCUGUAUCUCAGGUACUGGCAGCUCCAGGUCACCCUGCAGAAACACAAGAGGGCAGAAGAGACACUAAAAGGGGCAUCGCCAAACUCCAGCAGAUCUUAAAAAACAAGAAGAAAGAAUUUUCUUCCUUAAAUGUUUUCCUUUUCUUGUUCCCGUGAUUUAUUUAACAACUAUUUAUGAUGCCAAACUGUUUAUGAAACCACUUGAGCCUUGAGUCCUUGACAAUCAUAUCAGAACAUGAUUGAAAAUGUAUAUUUUGUUGGGCAGAUUUUGUGUUUCUCACCUCUAUUUUUCUUUUCCUUCAGUUUUUUUGGAUCAAGUAGAAAGCAGAUGAAUCAAAUGUUUUCAUAUUUGUUGCAUUACCGAUGAAAUGUAAUAGACAAUUUAUGCAUUUUCAAACUAAAGAUGGAUCAUAACUAAUAUGUACAAAAGAAAUUCUAUGUAAUAAAUAUGUUUUCUGAAAAGAAAGAAUAUAUUACAGUUUGAGCGACUCAGGUUUAUUGUUUGCCAUGAUUUCAUAAAUACAUAUGAAUGAGAUUCA